Messenger RNA from Aedes aegypti (yellow fever mosquito), 6881 nucleotides. Its product is annotated as netrin receptor unc-5. The record is from RefSeq and is a predicted model, not a curated record. The coding region runs from base 1613 to 5038 and encodes 1141 amino acids. NCBI's taxonomy places the organism in Eukaryota, Metazoa, Arthropoda, Insecta, Diptera, Culicidae. Gene Ontology annotation, cellular component: membrane. Gene Ontology annotation, biological process: motor neuron axon guidance; netrin-activated signaling pathway. Gene Ontology annotation, molecular function: netrin receptor activity; protein binding. The transcript has 12 exons.
UUUCCAAUUGCAGGUAUCACCUGGUCCAAUAGGAAUCUCUCACCCUCCUCGGGCUUGCAUCGCCGCCUGCCUUCCAAACAGCCUCGGCAGUGUCUCUCUUGUCUGCCCUCAGCAGCAGCGACCGAUCUCUCAUCCAACCAACAGCAAGCAGCAGACACUCUAGAGGCAGGAUCACCCUUCGUUUCUCCUCGUGCGCUCAGUCAUCGUCGCGGAUGCAAUGCAACCGGUCGGUCGUCGUCGUCGUUCUCGUCGUGAGUCUUCGUCGCCGCCGGAAAGUGCUGUAACGAGCGUACGAGUCGCUAAAGCGGGCGAACAAAAAGUGUGAGAGUAAUAUGUUACUCGACUAGAAGGACGACUACUGGAGUUGUCCUGCCGGAGGUUCAGCCGGGCCAAAUACGGGAUAUUUAUCCGAACAACGACACAAACGACGACCGGAAGUGAGUGCCGCCUCCCUCGUCCUUUCGUCCGUCUCGUCGCGUCGGUGGAAAAUUUAUAAGAGUGCUGUUUCAAUUUGUGUGAAAGCGAAUCAAGCGCGAAUAAGGAUGUGAAGUGAAAAUCUCCCCGGCUUUUUUUCUUAUAUGUCACACACAUACGUCCUGUUCAUAGUGCAAGCAGAAGAAAAAUUGCCAUUCACGUUGCCCGGAAUAAAUAGUGUGAAUCGGGAAGAAAAGUGGUCUCCCCUUUCGGUGGAGCUUGGUCCCUUGGUGCCAAGUGUGUUUCUUUCGAUCCUAAGCGGGCCAAUUUUCCGACAAGUCGACCGGAGAAAGAGUGUUGUAAACCGGUCCGAAGUGGCAAAUGUGAAUUGGUGUGUUUGGAGGAUCAAGAAGGUUGUUGGAAUGCACGCCAAGAAGCGAGUGUAAUUAAAAAUUUAUUGAAAAAAUCUUAAUUAGAAAACAGGCAGCGCACCGAACAAGUGGAAGCGUGUGACGUUUCCCGGUGAAGUUAUUUGCUGUCGAACGUUGAACGUUGCAAGGAGUUGGAAAUUGAAAGAACGACACCGGCUGAUAUCUUGGGAUUGGUUCUGGAUAUACACGUCAGGGAAAGCUGCUCGUGUUUGCUCGUUCCUACAAAGGACCGGAAAGUUGAUCGACACGCCAACAGCGCUCCAUCACCGCUUCGCCGUGGAGACAAAGCUCUUCAACCUCCACGGACAGCCACCCAUCAAGUUCCCGAAGCGGUGCAAGACUGGCGUAUUCGCCACGUAACAGAAUCCUGUCUAUUGCAGCCACACCAGACCACACACACAACAGCGAUUACAGGCGGUUAUGGUUUUUCCUACUGCUUCUGCUGCUGCCGUUGAUGCCAUGUACGUUUACUCCACAUUGAUGUAUUGUUAUACCCGUGAACUGAGAUUGUACUUCGCUGUACAAUAGCUCUACAAAGUUAGUUCCUCUGCUGUCACACGAGACGACAACGGUAAAACCCGAUUUUUUUUUCUCGUGUCCCGCUGAUCUGGAACACACGUACCGAGUACACGUGCAUUGUGGGAGGCAACCCCUCGUGACCGCUGAGUGAAUGAAGCCACCAGCUAACGGUAGACCUUAGAUCUCCCACUUCAGUUCCAUAUUCCUAUACAGGAGACGACCCGUGCAAAGGGCCAAAGGCAGAUAACAUGGGCAUAAAUAAAGUUACGCUGUUUCAAUUAUUUAUUAUCGCUCUCUCGCUGAGCCCGGUAAUUGGCUCCAAAGUGAAUAAAGAGCGACAAUUGAGACAGCAGCAGCAGCAGCACAGCCACCAGAAGGAUUCUGCUGCAGAUUUUGGUUACAUCUCGGAUUCGCACGGACUUCCGACCAGGUUCGGCGACGAGGACGAUGUGAUAUUCGCUAAAAAGCAAAACGAAAGUCAGCACCAUCUGUUGGGUGGGGGAGGAGGAGGUGGUGGCGCAAUCAUCGGACAAGGUUCGGUGUCAAACGUGAAGCCAUCGCUGCUGGGUCACGGAAACGACUACGAUGACUACGAUUAUGAGCAGGAGCUGGAUCAUCCGGAUGACAACGAUAGCCACGGCAAAGAUGGCGGCGGUGCCAAUGGGCACGGAUUAGAUUCAGGAGAUUACACGGACGGAUUUGAUGGCGAUGCCAUAGAUCACAUUGAAAGUUUUGGCGAUGGAAGCGAUACCACCAGUUUGCUGCCGGUGUUUCUAGUGGAACCGCAGAGUACGUAUGUUAUCAAGAACCGACCGGCGGUGUUGCAGUGCAAAGCAUCGCACGCCUUCCAGAUCUCGUUCAAAUGCAGCGGUGGCAACAAGCCUCCACUGACGACCCACGAGACGCAUGUGGAUCCGCACACCGGAGUGCAGUUGCAGGAGGCCAGCACCACCAUAACUCGGGAGCAGGUCGACGAGUUCUUCGGCCGGGGACCGUUCAAGUGCGAUUGCCAUGCCAGGUCGUCGCGGGGCGUUGUGCGGACACAAUCCGCCACCAUUCAAGUCGCAUACAUCAAGCGGCAAAUCAGCAUCACGCCGAAGUCGAUACGCGUCGAGCUGGGUGGCCGGGCGGAGAUCAUUUGCAACGUGAACGCCACCCCGGUUGCCAAGAUCUCCUGGCUCAAGAACGGCAUCCCCCUGGUUGCGAACCCCCCGGUGGUCAUCACCGUCGACGAUAAGGUGCUGAUCGCACACGUCACCAUGCAGGACAUGGCCAAUUAUACAUGUGUUGCGGAGAACAUUGCCGGCAAGCGUGUUUCGGAUCCCGUCAGUCUCACCGUCUUCGUCGACGGCGGUUGGAGUUCGUGGGGACCCUGGACGGACUGUAAGUGUCCUGGUCACCCGAAGCAAGGUCAGAAACGGACUCGAGUGUGCAACAAUCCACAACCCAUGAACAGUGGAGCUCCCUGCGUUGGCCACAACACCGAAACCACUCCGGACUGUCUGCCCUGUACAGCCGGCCGGUGGUCACCGUGGUCCGAGUGGAGCGAGUGUGCACCGGACUGUACCCAGACGCGACAUCGGUCCUGCAUCGGUGGACCGGUCGUAGCGUCGUCCUCGGCAGCGGCAGCCCUAGUGGCCAACACGACGUCCGGCAUGCUGGACAAACAACCGUACGAUGGCAGUACGAUUAACUGCGUCGGCAAGAGCCUCCAGUCGGCCAAAUGCACCGGCGGGGCCUGCAGCUACAGUGUUCAAGGAUCCAACUGGACCAUUUACGUGGGCCUGGCGUUGACGGCGGCGGUAUGCAUCGCAAUCGGAGCUGGCCUGAUGAGGCUGGCUCGGCGGAAGAAAACGAUUCCGGCGUAUAAUCUUGCUAGAUCAGAGAUGCCAUCCGAGUAUUUCCCGACCGAGAGUAAGAAGCUAACCCAUUUUCAGCCCGAUGUGACGCAGGGCAUAAAUUACGAGUAUCCCCUGACGCCGCACCAUCAACCGACCUCCCAGCUUCAUUUGCUCCAGCAGCAGCAGCAGCAACAACCGCACCACGGAAUGCUUCCGACAACGGCGGACAGGACAGGACAGCAUCAACACCCGGGAGGACUUCACCAGAGUAAUUCGCUCAAACAUUCACUGCCAAUCCACCGGUCCAGCUCACAGGAGCAUCACUACGAUGUGCCACAUUUGUGUAAUAAUUACAUGUUCCCGUUGGACAAAAUCAGCAUCAAUGAAUCAUAUUCGUCGUCCAGUUACUCGAAGCGUGUCUGCAGCGUGGAGUCCUUAGCCACAUCGACCAACACAUCCGGUGAUUCAAACUACGAUCAAGCCCUAAUAGUCAACUCCACCUUGCCGGCCCCCGUCGACCAAAUCGCAUCCAACGGACUGCGAACCACCGACUACACCCAGAUGACCCUUACGCCAGCGGGCGCCUUGAUGCGACUGAACACCUACUACGUGGCGCUUCUCAUCCCGGAGGGUGCCAUCUCCAAACACCAGAAGCAGAGCGUGGUCCUGUCCAUCGUCAAAGACGAGAAGUUCUCCAUUCAGAGCCCGGGAUCGCGCAUCACGUUCCUCAGUCCGGUGGUGUUCUGCGGCCCCCCGGACACCAAAGUGCACAAGCCUAUUGUGCUGAAGGUGCCUCACUGUGCGGAGAAUCUGUCCAACUGGCAGUUCUCGUUGUACCACUCGGCGGACGGAUCCGGCCGGUGGAACGAGGCGGUUACCAUUGGGAAGGAGAACAUCAACACGCCGGCGUUUGUACAGAUCGACAAACGGUACGCGUACGUGUUGACCGAGGCCUUUGGGAAGUACGUGUUGGUGGGCGAAUCGGCGAAUGAUAUUCAGGAGCGAGUGGCUUGCAAGAAGCUGAGGAUGUUCAUCUGCGGUCCGUCAACGGUGCCGGAGUUUUCCGAUGUUAGCGUAAGGAUAUACAUAGUUGAGGAUAACCCGGGAGCCGAAGAACGCUGUAGAUACUGUGAACAGGAGAUCGGAGGAGUGCUACUGGGAAAGAGUACGGUGCUAUACUUCUCCGACAACAGCCAAGAUCUGUGUAUAGAUAUUAGAUGCGUGGGAGGAUGGAAGUCGAAGCCUUAUGGUGACCGACAGGUGAUACCGUUUUCCCAUGUGUGGAAUAAUAGCAACUCCACGCUGCACUGUAGCUUUACGCUGAGUCGGACGGAGCACGAUAAGUGCGACUUCAAGAUCGAUGUGCAAGCAAUACAGGAAAAUUGCGGAUUCAAUGUGGCACCUUCGACGCUGAGUAUUUCGUCAUUCACUCCUCUCUCGAAAGAUGGCAGUAACUGUCAGCAUUCGUCAAGUUCCUUCGAAACGAUGACCAUUUGCAGUGUAGGCUCGAAUUCGGCCAAUGGUGAACACAAUGUCAUCAACACGGACAAAUUUCGCCUGAGCAAGUUGGUGAAAAAGAAGCUGUGCAAGUGCUUGGAUCCACCGACGCAAAAGGGUAACGAUUGGCGCAUGUUGGCUGCCCAUCUGAGCGUGGAUCGUUACCUGGCGUACUUCGCUACCAAACCCUCGCCUACCGAUCAGAUCCUCGACCUGUGGGAAUGCCGAAACCGGGAUCUGAACGCGGUCUGCAAUCUGAUCGAGAUCUGCCGGAAUAUGGGCCGUCACGACGCGGUUAGCAUAUUGCAAGAGAUUCCAACGCCUUCCUGGUUGUAGAUAUAGAAUUUAGUCAAAGGUUGGAAACAUGAUAUGUACAGGCGCGCGCAAUAGAUGUCGGUCGUUGAACAUAAAUAUACGUAACCACUCUCGAAGUAGUUUGCGACGAAGAAGAUGUAAUGUUAUAUCGAAACGAUUAGGUACACAGAAUCCUGCGGGGGAAAAAUCUCGCUAUGCUCUUUAAUCGGUAAUCUGCCCGGUAAUCGAAGCGUUUAACCUUUCGAGCGCAACUUGGGCGAUCGGCACGUGAUUAUUUCUGCUGAUUUUAUUUCGCUCGCCGCCCGAUGAAACAGACAGGCGGUUCAUCUCAAAAGCCCGGUAGCCACACUUAAGCGAAGCAAACAAGAUGCAUCCUGCUGCUGCCGGCUGGCAGUCAAACACAUGCGCGCAAGCACACGCAUAUAGGUCAAACCAAUCUUGAUGAAUAUUUAUAAAUCAUUAUCUGGCUGAUACGCUCUUAGGUUAAUCGCGAGCGAGCCUCGAACAAUGUUUGUUCCUUUUUCAUUAUUGGAAUAUGAAUCCACUGCUGGAGUGAUUUUUCUUUCCUUAGACAUUGAAGUUGAUCUUUUGGAUUUCUGAAGAUUUUGUCUAUUGAUAGUUUGUUUUACUUUAUGAAAAUGAAUGAUUUUGCCAUACUUGACUUCAAUUAACUUCAAUUAGAUUAGAUUCCACAGACGUUCCAUAAAAACAAUGAAAUGAUUAUAUUACCAAGUAGUUUGCGUGGCGGGGUAGGGCCUGUUGUCCCUCUCGCCUCGGGAUUCCCGCUAACAAGCGCGCAAACACGUGCGGCCGGACUCGAGCCGUUCCGAAUGUUGCGGGCAACAUCUUGCCACACUCUGUGAUUAUUUAAAUUAUUGUUUCACUACAAUCAACCGUCUGACCAAGCCUCGCGUCCGAUUGGUUGAGCAACAUCUGUUAGAGGCAGGGAGGGUAGCACAAUUCUUGGAGCUUUAAUCGACCCGGAUUUCUGCUGAUUGGCUUCGGGGGUCACCCGUGAAGAUAGGAUAUUAUCGAACGCAACCAAAGGGCAAACUACUAUUCGAUUGGAAACAAGAUUUCUUUGCACGUGGAGUAACGUUUACAGUGCUUUUGGCACUCAUUUUAUUGGUUACGAUGGACACGAGGAAACAGAAGCUAUCACUUGCCACUAUGUUGCAACGAGUAAUUUUAUAUCUACGUGAUUGAUCGGUCCCAUUAACAUUCCGGGAGAUGGUAGGACGAAUCUCUCGUUAUAUACAGCACGUAAGUCAAGCGGUUAAUUGAAUAUUGAUGGUUGAAAGUGAUUUUAUUUGAAAAGAAUUGCCCUCGAUAGAGAACGGCACCAUAAAUGUACCUAACAGAUAGAAAGGCGGAAGGAGAUAUAAAAUGGCUACUUAUUUUACGACUUAAUGAUUGAGACGUAUGAAUUUCAACGCACUCUAUCGUGUACGAUGAAACAGCUCUAUAAAAGUGAACAUUUGAUAAGUUGCGGUAAUUGGAAUUUUAUUGCUAGAGCUAAACGAGCGACCAAUUGCAGCAAGUUUGUGUUAGUUUGUAAAAGCAUGUGCUGUGCAAUGAAAAUGUUUUUCUUUGUAAAUAAAUCGAUUUGAAAAAGAACGUUUACAUUGAAAUCUAGAGUUGUACAGUACACUUUGUCUUAUAAAUCAUAAUUUCUAUUAUUAUUGUUCAAUAAUAAGUAAAUUAGGUUAUUACAAUGAAUAAGUAAAUUAGGUGAUGACGUUGGUUCAUUGGAUCUUUUAAAAUAAUCGAAUUGCUGCGUUUUACCCUUGACACAAUUUGAAGAGCUUUGAUCGUCUUCUAUGAAUACUUGUACUCGCUGUUUGUUCAAAGUCAACUCGUUCUC